Molecule: messenger RNA, 1799 nt
Organism: Bactrocera oleae (olive fruit fly)
Lineage: Eukaryota; Metazoa; Arthropoda; Insecta; Diptera; Tephritidae
Gene: shams
Product: glucoside xylosyltransferase 1 shams
Biological process (GO): protein O-linked glycosylation via N-acetylgalactosamine
Molecular function (GO): UDP-xylosyltransferase activity
Source: RefSeq, a predicted model, not a curated record
GACUAAAAUAAAACUAUCGACACUAUCGAUAGUCCCAUAGUGUUUUGCAAUUCUAUGUUGUAUAUUUAUUUAUUAACCAAGACGAACAACUCCAGAAAAAAUUUAAAAUAUGCGAAUAAGAAUUAUAAGUGUAAUGUUUCUUCUAUUAAUAAUAACCUGUUUUUAUAUAGUCUUUAAUCGAAACAGUUUAAAUUUUAAUACUUCGGUAACCAAUAACACACGUUCUAAUAAAGAUUGGUAUGCUUUUAUUUCAAGAUCUCGUCAAUGUUACAACAUAGCUUUGGUUGUGUGCGGCCAUCGGCUAUGGGAAUCGCUUGUGAUGAUAAAAUCAGUUCUCCUUUUUAACAAAUAUGAUGGAAGUAAUUUGCAUUUCUGGAUAUUUUCCGAGGAUAAACUAAUAAAUGAAUUUGUUGAGCGGUUAAAUGAUUGGCGAAAUUUAGUGCAUUUUGAUUUUGAUGUACUGAAUCUGACAUUUCCCCAAAACCAUCAAAAAGAGUGGCAAUUUCUUUUUAAACCUUGUUCAUCACAGAGGCUGUUUUUGCCGUUGUUACUUCCUCAGGUUGAUUCCGUAUUAUAUGUGGAUACAGAUGUUAUUUUCUUGUCCCCUAUAUCAGAUAUUUGGAAAUAUUUUGGACGAUUUAAUGCAUCUCAGUUUGCAGCUCUUACCUCCGAACAUGAAGACGAAAACAUGGGUUGGUACAACCGGUUCGCACGACAUCCUUACUAUGGUCGUAUGGGCGUAAAUUCGGGUGUAAUGCUAAUGAACCUAACUCGUAUGCGCAUUCACAAUUGGGUCUCACAUAUAGUUCCCAUAUACAAUGAGUACAAGCUACGUAUCACGUGGGGUGAUCAAGAUAUCAUAAAUAUAUUCUUUUAUUACAGUCCAGAUGCUCUUUUGCUUCUGCCUUGUCAGUACAACUACCGACCAGAUCAUUGCAUGUAUAUAAGUGUUUGUAAUGUAUCCGUAGAGGGAAUAAAACUUAUGCACGGCAAUAGAGGUUACUUCCAUUCUAAUAAACAGCCCUUGUUUAAGGCGGUGUAUGAAACAGUAGAAAGCUACAAGAUUGCUUCAAAUCCAUACUUCAAUUUUGUAAUACCAUUAAAAUCAUCACUAAAUGAAAGUGUCGUAAAAGAAACAAAUUGUGGCUUACUAACUGAGGAAACUAUGCUUUUUGCAAAAAAAAUAUUUAGAAGCUAUCAAUCAUUUUUAUAUUAUUGACAGUAAUAUAUAAAUAUAUAUAACAACACUAAUGGUACUCAUACAGGCAUUAACAUGGAUUAAAGUUUUAUUGUUUGGAAAAUAAAUUGUAUUUAAAUUAUUAUAAUCGUAUACUUUACUGCAUUGAAUGUUUCUAGAAGAGCCGAUCGCAAUGAUGUAAUAAGUACGACCGGAAUCCACAAAAACCCAAGUUACAGGCAACACCCAUACCUUUGUACCUGAGACAAUUAAAAUGGAAAUUCUCUAAAUUUGUAAAAUCUUUCAGAAUGAGAAAUGAAUCAGUAUUGCAUAUUAGAGAUAAACUGAUAAAGCUUCUUCACAAUUUUACUGUACCAUAGUCAUGGGCAACGAAGGCAGCUGAACAACAACAAAACUGAAUUAUUUGGAAGGGUUGGGAAAUGAGUUCUGUCUAGCACCACCUCAGAAAGGGAAGUUAAUAGUGCGAUAGAACCUGUGCAUUCCACAAUUGUUGAAAUAAUCAGAUGACUCCAAGUGCAAUAUCCUGAUUGCUCUAUUAAAGAAAUUGUCAACAUUGCAGUUGACAGAUACAAUAUAAAAAUAUAUUCAGUUACAAAAGAAA